UGAAGAUAUUUGAUUCGUAGUAAUCGAAUGUUACUUUUUUCAAUUACCAGCUUCCGAUUAUUUUCUGGUUUUUUUUCCAUCUGAAGCCUAGCUCUUUCAUAAUUCGUCGUAAACUUCAUUCCGAGCCAUUAAAAUGUAUAUCUUCUUUAAAAUUUUCGAAGCCUUUCUACGGUACGGAGUUUCGCUGCUUGUUAUGUAGUUAUUAUGAUUACAUCUUUUUAUUACAGAUUGAACGAAACUAUCCAUUCCGGUAACUUUCUUCUUCCCUGAUCUUUUCUUACCCGGAGUCCCAAGCACGAUGAGCAAGCCAGAGCCUUUAGCUUCGUUAAUAAUGCACCUAACAGUACUCACUGAUGUUUUUGUUGCUUCCGAAGUCUGUUUUACUUUUUCCAUAAUAUCAUUCUUCCCCUGUUUUAUAAUGAAGCAAUAUACGUCGUACACAAUUUUUCUACCCUUUCUUUUGAAUACUACACCAGUUUGUCGCGGCAUAGUGUAUUUUUUAUAAAAAAUCAACAAACACUCAACAAAUAGCAAUGGCAACAAAGUCAACAAGCAAUUAUAACAAAAUAUAACUUAACGAUUAGUAACGAUAGACUUUUCACUGUACGCAAGCGUACUUUUGGGAGCAAGUGGAACGAAGGCGCGGUGCGGGACGCAAGGUUCGACUGAUCUACCAAUAACGCGCUCGAUACGAUUUCCCCUGCCGUCGCGCCUCACCCUCACCACCAAAGUGAUCUAAAAUUCGGUUCUGCGCAGUCAAGGUCAUUUGCUCACGAUGUUUGCCGGUUACUAUACAUACUCUUUGCCCUGCGCGUCCACUAGGCGCAGGACGUAGGAGGUUCGGCUCCCGGUCCGAAAAAGGCAUUUUUAAAAAGAUUAGGAUGAGACACACGGAUUUUACCCAUACUACGCGUAGCGGUGGCUCUCCUAUUCUUCCAGUAGUUUUGACUUCAGUUAAUCGAAUCGUUACUCGAAUAUACGUUUAUAGAGAGCGUUACUCGUUAGCAAGCAUUGCAAGAUCAUACAUUUCAUUCAAUUUUAAUAUUAGUUAAGGAUUUUUUUCACAAGAUUUCAUUCUAAGGUCUUUGUUCCCUUUGCCUUCGGAAAUGGAGUAAAAAAAACAAAGAUAUUUUGAUUUGAAAACAAAAAAAAUGUUUCUGUAUUCUGUAGAUACCGUACCUACCUACUUAGAAAUUGUCAAGUUAGACCAGGAAUUCCUACGCCUACUAAUGUAAAUAUGCUAUUACAGGUAUUUCGAAAUAGAGUUUAGCAAAUAUAAAGUCAUACUAAGUUGACAAUUCAUGGAUAUUUCAUAAAUUAUCAUAAUUAAGAAAAUUUAAAUUGAAUUGCCAAAGAAAACAAAAAUGGGAACUGAAGCUUUUGGAUAUUUCAAAAAUUUAUCUCCAGCAUUUCGUCCUUACGUACAAACAUUAUGUGAAGAAUUAAAACUUGGCCUCUGCAAGACUAAAAUAGAUGUUGAAAGAAUAUCUUGUUUACCUGAUGGAGAGGAAUGCCAAUUCCGUCUGCUAUUACCUUAUUGUUCUAAGAAAUUGAAAUGGGAAAUAUUAUUUGAUGUAUCAAUACCAUGGUUUGCUCCGGACUUUAAGUUUGAUGAUGAAAGUUUUUUGAUAAGUGAGGAUGAAAACUUUCUUGAAGAGAAAGUCCCAAGUCUUGCUAAAUGGAAUGAAAGUGAUCCUAGAGCUUUGAGUAAUGUGAUAUUUGAGUUGGUCAAUCUAUACAAAAGUCAUCAGAUUAGAAAACUGAGUGAGGAUGAUUCUUCAAGGGCUUAUUUUGAAUACAGUGCAUUACUUGGUGAUUCACUCAUCUCUGAAAGUAACAUCGAAGUUUGGGUUGGAACACAUGUCGUUGAAUUUUUGAUAAAACUUAAUGUUGACGUUGGAAGAUUAUCAGAGCUUUAUAGUGAUGGCAUUGAAGAGAAUCCCGGCAUUGACACAGCAUUGUUACUAGUGAGAUAUCCAAACUCGACAAACGCAGAACUGAUACUAUCACCUCUUCUUAAUAAAGCCCUGGGGAACAUUUCAUUACCGCAAAUGCAUCCAUCUACUGUUCUUAUGGAUUAUGUACCUAUGGUUACCGAACUGCUGAACAGAAAGAUACAUGAUGUACUUGUCAAUGAAAAAUUGAAAAGGGAUUUAUUAGCAUUUUUGGUUGUUAAAUAUGAAGGUGCCAUAUUGGAACACGAUAUAAACAGUGCUGCCUUUCUAUUUGAAAUCAAUGACUUCCAUUGGAUUUUAACAGUAGAAUUGGGUCAAUUUCCAGAAAAAUCUCCAAUUUUGACCUUAAGAUCAGUUUACCACAGCAGUAAAGGAAAACCAAAAUACAAAGUUCUCUCUUCUUGUCCAUUAAACAACUUUGAAGAAUAUGUGGAACAACAAGUAGAAUUAUUCAAAAACGAAUGUAAAGGAUCAGUAACUAGUAGUCAACUCGUAAGCUUGGAAAAUUAAAUAAAAAUAAUUUACAUUUUA
Bombyx mori (domestic silkworm) is the source of this 2486-nucleotide messenger RNA. Its product is annotated as BRISC and BRCA1-A complex member 2. The record is from RefSeq and is a predicted model, not a curated record. NCBI's taxonomy places the organism in Eukaryota, Metazoa, Arthropoda, Insecta, Lepidoptera, Bombycidae. The coding region runs from base 1365 to 2465 and encodes 366 amino acids. Gene Ontology annotation, biological process: double-strand break repair. Gene Ontology annotation, cellular component: BRISC complex; BRCA1-A complex. The transcript is spliced from 7 exons.